CGGAUAGAGAGCAGAAAGCAGAACAGGAACUCUCUUACUAAUGGACUCCGCUGGCCCAAAUCACUGAACAUAGUAACCCCUUUCCAUUUCUCACCAAGAGCUUCUUGUCUUUCUCGUCCCUUCAACUUUGUUCCGUUUAAGCACACGCUUCAUCUAUCGCUUCCCUCUUUCCGCCUCUCUUCUCCCCGAUGCUCUCUCAAUGGAGCAGCUGCGGUAAACAAGCAAGGUGCUUUGCCUCGGGGGGCUGGCGAGGCAUUGGGAGGGGCAUCCAAUUCGAAGGUUCUUCAGGUUGUGCUGGUGUCUCCUCAGAUACCAGGAAACACUGGGUGCAUUGCAAGAACUUGUGCAGCAUCUGCUGUUGGACUACAUUUAGUUGGGCCGUUGGGAUUUCAGGUGGAUGACUCAAAGCUGAAGCGUGCCGGACUGGAUUACUGGCCAUAUGUGGUUGUUAAAGUUCAUGAUUGUUGGGAAGAUUUCCGUGAUUAUUUCAGGCAACAGGAGGGUGAAAAGCGAUUACUUGCAUUUACAAAAAGGGGAGCAAAAGUUCAUUCUGAGUUUUCCUAUAGAAAAGGAGACUACCUUUUAUUUGGUUCUGAAACUAGCGGGUUGCCAGCUGAAGCCCUGCAAGACUGCGCCUCUGAGUCAUUUGGUGGCGGGACAAUCCGGAUCCCAAUGGUAGAAACUUAUGUCAGAUGUUUAAAUCUUUCUGUGAGUGUUGGCAUAGCACUAUAUGAAGCUUGCAGACAGCUAAACUAUGAACACAUUCAGGUGCCUUCUGUAAGUUGUACUGAUACUGAACAAGCAUUUCUUACUGAGGACAUUUUUGCUUGAUCGCAUAUGCUGUAGCCCAUAGUUGUUCUAAUUUGACACAGGUAGAAAAUUCUUUGUACAACCUCUGCUCUAUUAAGCAUGAUUCAUGAUUAGAAAAAGCUGUACAAGUAUUUACUAUCCAAUUAUUUAUCUCUACCCCUCCCAUUUUAAUGAA
Molecule: messenger RNA, 985 nt
Organism: Neltuma alba
Lineage: Eukaryota; Viridiplantae; Streptophyta; Magnoliopsida; Fabales; Fabaceae
Product: putative tRNA (cytidine(34)-2'-O)-methyltransferase
Exons: 7
Biological process (GO): wobble position ribose methylation
Molecular function (GO): RNA binding; RNA methyltransferase activity
Source: RefSeq, a predicted model, not a curated record